AUGUUGUGGAAAGUGUGGGUGGUGAAACUGGAGCGCUCUGCCACGCCUCUCUUCCGGUUCAUCACUCCUCGCUCCUCGUCCCUCGCUCCUCACUCCUCGCUCCUCAUUCCUCUUUCAAUCUCUUGCCUUAUCGCUAUCAUCUUUCUCGGCCGAGCCCUCGGUCGGAUGGGGCCACCUCAAACAUCACCCACACGCUCCUCAAACAAUGGUCCAUCGCCGAUAAAUGUAACUUAUGCCCUCGGCCAUUGUGUCCCCAGAAAUCCAACAGUGACUGGUACCACUGAAGUCGAUAAUCUGAGGACGAUAUGGAGGCGGAGAUGGGGUAGGGAUCUUGAGGAGGGUAGGGAGGAAACGGAAGAGGGGAGUAACGGGUUUUGCCAGUCGGAUUUUAGAAGAAGCUGCGUGAAGGGAGGCUCGGAUACAUUACUGAAGAAAGUUGUAUAA
Messenger RNA from Nezara viridula (southern green stink bug), 444 nucleotides. The record is from the annotation of a GenBank genome assembly. NCBI's taxonomy places the organism in Eukaryota, Metazoa, Arthropoda, Insecta, Hemiptera, Pentatomidae.